Quercus robur (English oak) is the source of this 802-nucleotide messenger RNA. RefSeq names its product 50S ribosomal protein L27, chloroplastic. Gene Ontology annotation, molecular function: structural constituent of ribosome. Gene Ontology annotation, cellular component: ribosome. The transcript has 3 exons. Gene Ontology annotation, biological process: translation. The record is from RefSeq and is a predicted model, not a curated record. Bases 53 to 640 code for a protein of 195 amino acids. Lineage: Eukaryota; Viridiplantae; Streptophyta; Magnoliopsida; Fagales; Fagaceae.
CUCUUCUCUGUGUGAAUCAUUUUGGUUGAGAGAGAGAGAGUAAGAAAGAAAAAUGGCGGCCAUGUCCGUGACUAUGAGCUUGAACUUAGCUGGGGCAUUCAGAGGGCUAAGCUUAGCUUCAAGCUCAUCUUCGUCCUCUUUCUUCAGAGGCGACUAUGGUGGGUCCUUACAAAUGGGUCCCACAAAGCUGGUGCCGGUCCCACGGAGAAUUCCGCUGACCAUUCAGAAUGCUCACAAGAAAGGUGCCGGAAGCACCAAGAAUGGCCGAGAUUCCAAAGGUCAAAGACUCGGCGUCAAGAUUUACGGUGACCAGCUCGCCAAGCCUGGCUCCAUUAUCGUUCGCCAGCGAGGUACCAAGUUCCAUGCAGGGAACAAUGUGGGGCUUGGCAAGGACCACACGAUAUUCUCCUUGAUAGAUGGACUAGUUAAAUUUGAGAAGUUUGGGCCCGACAGGAAGAAGAUCAGUGUUUAUCCGCGAGAACUACAGCCGGAGAACCCUAACAGUUACAAAGCAAGAAAGAGAGAAAACUUCAGGUUGCAACGUGAACGCAAGAAAGCAAGAAAGGAAGCUUAUUUUGCCGAACCCCAACUAGUUAUGGCUUCGGCUGUUGAUGCCCAAGAUAGCCAUCCCAUUUGCUAAUUAUGGCCGGCGUCUCUCUAUCCUAAUCUCUUUGCUUUGCAUAUAGAUUUGAAUCAUUGGUUGUUAUUUUUUGUUGUCCAGUAAUUGUUGAUAUUCUUAUUGAGAAGUGUCACUGGAAACAUUUGCAUCAUAUUUGCAGAUUUGAGCUCCGAUUUGUUUUUA